Messenger RNA from Pistacia vera, 981 nucleotides. Its product is annotated as probable disease resistance protein At1g61310. The transcript has 2 exons. The record is from RefSeq and is a predicted model, not a curated record. NCBI's taxonomy places the organism in Eukaryota, Viridiplantae, Streptophyta, Magnoliopsida, Sapindales, Anacardiaceae. Bases 373 to 981 code for a protein of 202 amino acids.
CUCUCACCCCUUCAGAUACCGCUUAAAAUACUUUUACUCUGAGACCAGAUCACUUGAUUUUUCACUCCUCUCCUGUUCCCUUAUUUCUUGUUUACCACAAAGAAUCGUAUCCCAUUUUCUUAUUUUUCGUUUGGAAAAAAGAACAAAAAGAUCUUUAUUUCACCAACUUUAUUUCAGUUUGCAGUUGCCUUGUUACUUUCUCUGUUUUAUUUUCUUCUAUUUUUUCCCUUUUCCUUAUUUCUUUCAAAAAAAAAAAAAAAUAUUUCAGCAUUUUCCCUCACUCUUGUUCUGUUAUUUGAGUUUGCACUUGUUAUAUUUUCUGUAUUUUUCUAACCUGAGAAAGAAGUGAAGAAGGAAAAAAGAAGUGUGAAAAUGGCUGAACUUGCCGCCGUUGGGAGUAUUGCGAGUGUGGUGAGUGCUGUUCUCGAAGUGGGCAAGUGCCUGGCUGCUCCGAUUGGUCAAUUUAAGUACUUGUACAACUACAAUAACAAUUUAAAAAGUCUCGAAACGGAAGUUAUGACGCUGAAGAAGACAAGAGACGAAGUGCAGGGUAAGGUUACUGCUGCCAAAAUAAACGGGGAAGCGAUCAAACAGAGCGUUGAGGAGUGGCAGACUAAGGUGAACAAUACCAUUAAUGAAGCAGAGAGUUUGAUUAGAGAGAAAGAAAAAAACCGUCGAUGUUUCAAGGGAUUGCGCCCCAACUACAUCAACAGCUACAAACAUAGCAAGAAGGCAUUCAAAUUAAAGCGGGAUGGUAUUAUUCCACUCCUGCAGCAAGAAGAAAGAUUCGUUGAAGUUUCCUAUUCAAGUAUUCAACAAUCCAACUACGAGACGAACUUUGACAAGAUCCGAGAUGAUGUUUUGAAGCUGAAGAAUGCAAGACUCAAAGUGGGGCGUAAGGUUGAGGAGGCUGAAAUCAAGGGAGAAGAGAUUGAAGCGGACGUGAAGAAGUGGCUACAGAUGUUGAUUCUGCAUCGCUAA